UGUGUUAUUAGAUUACAGUACUCCAACUUCACAGCAGCAUCCGAGCUCUCCAAGUCAAGCUCGUGCAUGGCCCCAGUUAUCACCAUGACCUCUCUCGACACUGGUUUGAAAGCUGAAGUGAUUUCAGGAGAUAAAGGAGAGAUGCAGACCAGCAUCAGUGUGGAGGAGGACGAGAGACCGAAGAUCCUCCCGUUCAGUGUUGAAGCGCUGAUGGCAGAUCGGAGACCGAGCAGCUCUUCCGCCGGAACCUCGCAUGCUCUCAUCCCGGAGGCAGACUCAGACCGGGCCGGUGCUCGUCUGGCAUUCUCUGUUGACGUUCUGAAACUGCACGAGAGCGCGCCGGUGAAGGCGGAGAGCCCGGAGCGCGCGGAGCGGAGCACGUGGAUUCAUCAGCUCUCUCCCCGGCGUCUCAGUCCUCCAGCGUGUCCUCUGAGAAAACACAAAACCAACCGGAAGCCUCGGACCCCGUUCAGUACGUCACAGCUGCUGGCGCUGGAGAGGAAGUUCCGUCAGAAACAGUAUCUGUCCAUCGCAGAACGGGCCGAGUUCUCCAGCUCUCUGAACCUGACCGAGACUCAGGUGAAGAUCUGGUUCCAGAACAGACGAGCUAAAGCCAAGCGGCUCCAGGAGGCCGAGCUCGAGAAGAUAAAACUGGCCUCUAAACCGAUGCUUCCUCCCGCCUUCGGCUUUUCAUUUCCCGUCGGUGCUCACGCUUCAUACACGGGAUCACACCCGUUUCACAGACACUCGGUGAGCGUGACUCCGGUGGGACUGUACACACACAUGGGAUACAGCAUGUACCAUUCAUCUUAAAGCACGGUCCAGUGCAUCUGAAUCUCUGCGAGGAAAUGCUGUCAUCUUCAGCGAAUCUGUUCCGACAGAAGUGGACUUUACUCUAACAGUGACAUUUCACACGUCCUGUACUUUCACAGAGACUCAUGAGAAUGGAUUUGGUCAAAGGUAGGUCAGGAGAAAAGAGUCUGACACUUGCAUUCGUAGCAAUGCGUUUAUGAUCAAUCGGCGAAUGCAAACUGUUUUAAACAACAGCAUUUUAAAAUAACUGUUUAAAUGAUUCCCUUCCAAAGGGAUCUGAAAUGUAAAAUAUUGUACAUUUAGACAUAAAUUCCAUUUAUAUGAUGAAUAUAUUUGUUUAAUAAAUUAAUGACAAACUGUU
Messenger RNA from Carassius auratus (goldfish), 1174 nucleotides. RefSeq names its product homeobox protein MSX-2. Bases 67 to 813 code for a protein of 248 amino acids. Lineage: Eukaryota; Metazoa; Chordata; Actinopteri; Cypriniformes; Cyprinidae. Gene Ontology annotation, molecular function: DNA-binding transcription factor activity, RNA polymerase II-specific; RNA polymerase II transcription regulatory region sequence-specific DNA binding. The transcript has 2 exons. Gene Ontology annotation, cellular component: nucleus. Gene Ontology annotation, biological process: regulation of transcription by RNA polymerase II; embryonic morphogenesis. The record is from RefSeq and is a predicted model, not a curated record.